AUGGAUCAAGCAGAAAAACUUUCUGCAGACAGAAGGAAGAGUUUCCUCUCAGCUGAUGAGAAAAAGAGCAGUGGCUGUAGAACCCUUGUGGGAUUUUUAUGCAUAUUCCCUGUGGUGGCUUUGCUGGCUACUGUAGGAGACCCAGCUGGAGCUGCAGUUCAGCAGAGUCAGGAAGGUCCCUCCCCUGCUCCUCCCGGGGUGGGUGGCUCUGCCCCCGCGGUGGCAGCCGGGGCCCCGGGGCGCAGCAGGAGGUACAGCAUCACCCCGGGGCGCCUCAAGUGGGACCACUUCAACCUGACCUACAAGAUCCUGUCCUUCCCCAGGCACCUGAUAAGUGCCAGGGACACCCGCAGGGGGCUGGCGGCCGCGUUCCGCAUGUGGAGCGAGGUGUCCCCCUUCAGCUUCAGAGAAGUUCCACGCCACGUAGCCAGUGACCUGAAGAUAGGCUUCUACUCCAUCAACCACACGGACUGCCUGGAGUCUCUCAUUCACCACUGCUUUGAUGGCACCACAGGGGAGCUGGCCCACGCCUUCUUCCCCCCCAAUGGGGAAAUCCAUUUCGAUGACCACGAGUACUGGAUACUGGGGAACACCCGCUUCAGCUGGAAAAAAGGUGUCUGGCUUACCGACCUGGUCCACGUAGCAGCUCAUGAGAUAGGCCAUGCCUUGGGCCUGAUGCACUCCCUGAACCCCAACGCCCUCAUGCACAUCAACGCCACCCUGACUGGGAAGAAGACCAUCUCCCAGGAUGAAGUCUGGGGGAUUCACAGGCUGUAUGGAUGUAAAGACAGAUUGUUCAUGUGCCCAUCCUGGGCUCAAAAAGGAUUCUGUGAGAAGAGGAGGAAGCUGAUGAAGAAGCACUGUCCAUCCACCUGUGACUUCUGCUACGAAUUCCCAUUUCCAACGGUUCCCCCCACUCUGCCUCCUCCAAGGACCAAAACCAAGACUGUUUCUGAGGGCAGGAACGUCACCUUCCGCUGCGGGCAGAAGAUAAUCCACAAGAAAGGCAAAGUUUACUGGUACAAAGAUAAGGAGCUUCUGGAGUACUCCUACCCAGGUUACUUAUCUUUAAAUGAGGAUCACAUGAGCAUCAUUGCAAACGCCAUUAACGAAGGAACUUACACUUGUAUAGUAAGGAAAAAGGAGAGGAUCUUGACUACUUACUCCUGGAGAAUCAGACUGAAGCACUAA
Messenger RNA from Merops nubicus (carmine bee-eater), 1191 nucleotides. RefSeq names its product matrix metallopeptidase 23B (gene MMP23B). Gene Ontology annotation, biological process: collagen catabolic process; proteolysis; extracellular matrix organization. The coding region runs from base 1 to 1191 and encodes 396 amino acids. Lineage: Eukaryota; Metazoa; Chordata; Aves; Coraciiformes; Meropidae. The record is from RefSeq and is a predicted model, not a curated record. Gene Ontology annotation, molecular function: metalloendopeptidase activity; zinc ion binding. The transcript has 8 exons. Gene Ontology annotation, cellular component: extracellular matrix.